CAUUGAUAAAUGAAUUUUCAUCUGGCAAAGAUUGAUUUACAAGAAUUGGAUCGGACCUGGCGUUGACAAGAAAGCUGUAAACUCGCCCUGCUAGCUAGCUAAGUGGGCUAACGGUAGCUGACUGGCGUCAACAACCGAGCAGCUGAUUGCGGAUGGCCGGUGUCUCUGUAUUGGACAUGGAGAUGCCUUCAUGUCCUCCGGUCCCUGUGCACCAGAACGGGACUGCUCACCGGGAGCCUCGGGGGUCCAGGCCAGCCGCUGCUCCGGUGCUGCGGGUCCACCUCUACCACAGCAACCUGGCUGGGCUAGACUCGACCCCCCUCAGCUACCCACCGGGGGACUACGUAGUCGAGCAACUGUGUGUCAAUGCAGCGAAGGAGUGCAGUGUGUCGCCUCUGUACUGCAGCCUGUUUGGGCUCUUCAGAGAGAGAGACGGCAUGUGGUUCUCCCCGAACCAUGUCUUCCAGCUAGAUGAAUAUGCCAAUGAAGACAUGGUCUUCAGAAUAAGGUACUAUUUCCCUGGCUGGUACAGCAGUGGAGCUACGAGGGCAUAUCGGUAUGGAGUCACCAAGGGCUCUGAGAGUCCUGUCCUCGAUGACUUUGUCAUGGCAUACCUCUUUGCCCAGUGGAGGAGUGACUUUGUGAAUGGCUGGGUGAAGAUCGCCAACACACAUGAGACUCAGGAGGAGUGCCUUGGCAUGGCUGUAUUGGACAUGAUGAGGACAGCCAAGGAAAGACAAAUGUCUCCGCUGGAUAUCUACAAUUCCAUAAGCUACAAGUCCUUCUUGCCCAAGGAAAUGAGGGCUCACAUCCAGGACUGCAACUUCGUGACCAGGAAGAGGAUCCGCUACCGCUUCAAGAAGUUCAUCCAGCAGUUCAGCCAGUGCCGGGCUACGGCACGCGACCUGAAGCUCAAAUACCUCAUCAACAUGGAGUCUCUCGAGCAGGCAUUCUACACAGAACGCUUCCAGGUCAGGGAAUCCUCGGCAGGGCAGGUCACCAUCAUCGUGACGGCUGAUCAUGGCAUCCAGUGGUGCAGAGACGGGCACAAAGACUCUGAGCAGGACCUGCAGACCUACUGUGAUUUUCCAGACAUUACUGACAUCAGUAUUAAACACGCCAAUAAGGAGGGCUCGAUGGAGAGUCGAGUGGUUACCAUCAAUAAACAAGACGGCAAGACUCUGGAGCUGGAGUUCAAUUGCCUCUCUGAAGCUCUGUCCUUUAUAUCGCUGAUUGAUGGCUACUAUCGUUUGACGACAGAUGCACACCACUACCUCUGUAAAGAAGUGGCACCCCCUGCACUGGUGGAGGCCAUUACCAGCCACUGUCAUGGUCCCAUUUCAAUGGAUUUUGCAAUUAAUAGACUGCAAAAAUCUGGGAACAAGCGGGGUCUGUACAUCCUGCGAUGCAGCCCUAAGGACUUUAACAAAUACUUUUUGACCUUCACCGUGGGGGUAUACGAUGGCAUUGAGUACAAGCACUGCCAGAUCACUAAGGCUGCUAAUGGAGAGUUCAAUCUGAGUGGAACCAAAAGGAACUUCAGCAACCUCCAGGAAUUGCUGAGCUGCUACCAGAAGGAGACUGUGCGCUCUGAUGGCAUCAUUUUCCAGUUCAGCAAGUGUUGCCCACCCAAAUCCAAAGACAAGUCCAGUUUACUGGUAUCCAGGAGUAACAAGGGCUCAGACGUGCCGCGCUCUCCCUCCCUACAGAGACGCAACAUCAACCAAAUGGUGUUCCACAAGAUCAGGAAAGAGGACCUGGAAUAUACUGAGAGUCAAGGCCAAGGGACAUUCACAAAGAUCUUCAAAGGGGUCCGCAAGGAGCUGGGAGACUAUGGGGAGAUGCACCAAACAGACGUCAUCAUGAAAGUCCUGGACAAGGCCCACAGGAACUACUCGGAUUCUUUCUUUGAGGCAGCCAGCAUGAUGAGCCAGCUAUCUCAUAAGCACCUGGUGCUGAACUACGGCGUGUGUGUGUGCGGGGAGGAGAAUAUCAUGGUGCAGGAGUAUGUGAAGUUUGGCUCCCUGGACACAUACCUGAAGAAGAACAAAAACUCAGUCAACAUCUUGUGGAAGCUUCAAGUGGCCAAGCAGCUUGCCUGGGCCAUGCACUUCCUGGAGGAAAAGAACCUUGUUCAUGGGAAUGUCUGUGCCAAGAACGUCCUGCUGAUCCGGGAAGAGGAUCGGAAAACUGGGAAUCCCCCCUUCAUCAAGCUGAGUGACCCUGGUGUCAGCAUCACUGUCCUGCCCAAAGAUAUUUUGGUUGAGCGAAUCCCCUGGGUGCCUCCUGAAUGUAUUGAGGAUUCUACCAACCUGAGCCUUGCAGCAGACAAGUGGAGCUUUGGCACAACGCUGUGGGAGAUCUGCAGUGGAGGGGAGAAACCACUGGCGACACUGGACAACUCUAAGAAAAACCUAUUUUACGAGGACCGCCACCAGCUGCCUGCUCCUAAGUGGACUGAGCUUGCUAACCUGAUCACCAGCUGCAUGGACUACGAGCCUACGUUCAGACCCUCUUUCAGGGUCAUCAUCAGGGACCUCAACAGCCUGUUCACACCUGAAUAUGAGCUGAUUGUGGAGAGUGACCUCCUGCCAAACAGAACAGCAGCGUCACCAUGGGUCACUGGGGCUUUUGAGAACCAGGAGCCAGUCCAGUUUGAGGAGAGACACCUCAUCUUCCUACAGCAGUUAGGCAAGGGUAACUUUGGCAGUGUGGAGAUGUGCCGGUACGACCCACUCCAGGACAACACGGGGGAGGUUGUGGCUGUGAAGAAGCUUCAGCACAGCACGGCAGAGCACAUGCGGGACUUUGAGCGGGAGAUCGAGAUCCUCAAGUCUCUUCAGCAUGAGAAUAUCGUCAAAUACAAAGGAGUGUCUUACAGCGCAGGCCGGAGAAACCUGCGACUGAUCAUGGAAUACCUGCCCUAUGGGAGUCUGAGAGAUUACCUCAUCAAGAACAAGCAGAGAAUAGACCACAUGAAACUGGUGCAUUAUACCGCUCAGAUAUGCAAGGGUAUGGAGUACCUGGCAACCAAGCGCUACAUCCACAGAGAUCUGGCAACCCGGAACAUCCUGGUAGAGAGUGAGCUGAGGGUGAAGAUAGGGGACUUUGGCCUGAGCAAAGUCCUGCCCCAGGACAAGGAGUACUAUAUGGUCAAGGAGCCUGGAGAGAGCCCCAUCUUCUGGUAUGCCCCAGAGUCACUGACGGAAAGCAAGUUCUCUGUGGCUUCUGACAUCUGGAGCUUUGGCGUAGUGCUCUAUGAACUGUUCACCCACAGCGACAAGAACUGCAGCCCUCCUGCAAUGUUCAUGGGCAUGAUGGGUAAUGACAAGAAGGGCCAGCUGAUUGUUUAUCAUCUCAUUGAGCUCCUCAAGUCGGGCAGCAGGCUGCCUCAACCUGUGGGCUGUCCCAUGGAGAUGCAUGAGAUAAUGCAGGAAUGCUGGGAUAAAGACCCAUGUUUGCGGCCCUCUUUCAAGGAGCUGGCCCUGCGUGUCGACCUGUUCCGUGACAGCAAGGAUACGUAGACAAACACCCUAAGUGCCCCUCUUCUAAGAGACUGUUUUUCUGCAUUCACUUGGUUGCCGUGUGUGUGUGUGUGUGUGUGUGUGUGUGUGUGUGUGUGUGUGUGUGUGUGUGUGUGUGUGUGUGUGUGUGUGUGUGUGUGUGUGUGUGUGUGUGUGUGUGUGUGUGUGACCGCCCCUGUCCUUUUGCAGUGUGGCAAUAGAUUGGAUUGAGAACCAGAUCUUCUACCAGGACACUAUAGAGACACUUGUAUCAAACAAGGUCUCAUUUCUCUUGAGAGUGUGUUUUUUUUCUUUUCUUCUCCAGCCCUUUGUUUUCUAAGCUAGCAGGGCUAGCCUUCACCUUUCUGUCCCCCCAUCUGAAAAAUGAAAGUAUGCUGGACUGAUGGAACGGAAUGUUUGUUCUUUUUAUUUGUGUCGUUUUAUGUAUGUAUAUACAUAUAUUUGUGUACAUAUGUCAAGAGGAUUUUAUAAUUUUAUAAAAUGAAAAGAAUACACUGCAGUCUGUAUUUGAAAUGUUAGACAAGAAGUCAGUGUAAAUGAAGUACAUUUAGAGAUUUAAAAAUCCAUUGAUUUAAAAUUCCAUUGUGAAGCAGGUGUUGUAAGAUUAAAAUAUAUAUCCAUGCUAUA
This is a messenger RNA of Oncorhynchus tshawytscha (Chinook salmon), 4151 nucleotides long. It is a transcript of the gene jak2b, whose product is annotated as Janus kinase 2b. Gene Ontology annotation, cellular component: cytoskeleton; cytosol; membrane. Gene Ontology annotation, biological process: cell surface receptor signaling pathway via JAK-STAT; cytokine-mediated signaling pathway; cell differentiation. NCBI's taxonomy places the organism in Eukaryota, Metazoa, Chordata, Actinopteri, Salmoniformes, Salmonidae. The coding region runs from base 153 to 3524 and encodes 1123 amino acids. The transcript has 24 exons. The record is from RefSeq and is a predicted model, not a curated record. Gene Ontology annotation, molecular function: ATP binding; cytokine receptor binding; non-membrane spanning protein tyrosine kinase activity.